This is a messenger RNA of Bubalus bubalis (water buffalo), 2625 nucleotides long. RefSeq names its product proline and arginine rich end leucine rich repeat protein (gene PRELP). Bases 198 to 1343 code for a protein of 381 amino acids. Lineage: Eukaryota; Metazoa; Chordata; Mammalia; Artiodactyla; Bovidae. Gene Ontology annotation, molecular function: heparin binding; protein binding. The transcript has 3 exons. The record is from RefSeq and is a predicted model, not a curated record. Gene Ontology annotation, cellular component: extracellular exosome.
CCUCCCUACCCCAAUAGGAUCUGGUGGAGGAAGAGUCAGGCAAACACAAGCACGCACACAGCACUGGGAGACCAGAACUUCUGGCUGGCUCUCUGCUGCCACAGCUCCACUGAGGGUGGGGGGAGGCAGUCUCGCCUCGCCGGAGACAAACCCGAGCUGAGAGGAGAGGCAGGUGGUUCAGGUGUGUCGCCUGGAUCAUGAGGUCAUCCCUCUGCUGGCUCCUCACACUUCUCCUCAUCUUGGCCACAGAGGCCCAAGGCCAGCCAACAAGACGACCGAGACCCAGACCGAGGCCUCGGCCCAGACCCAGACUCAGACCCACACCCAGCUUUCCACAGCCCGAUGAGCCAACGGAGCCUACAGACCUGCCUCCCCCACUCCCCCCAGGCCCCCCGUCGGUCUUUCCUGACUGUCCCCGGGAGUGCUACUGCCCCCCUGACUUCCCGUCCGCCCUCUACUGUGACAGCCGCAACCUCCGAAAGGUCCCUGUCAUCCCAUCCCGCAUCCAUUACCUCUAUCUCCAGAACAACUUCAUCACUGAGCUCCCGGUGGAGUCCUUCAAGAAUGCCACGGGCCUGAGGUGGAUCAACCUGGACAACAACCGGAUUCGAAAGGUGGACCAGAGGGUGCUGGAGAAACUCCCCAGCCUGGUGUUCCUCUACAUGGAGAAGAACCAGCUCGAAGAGGUGCCCGCGGCCCUGCCCCGGAACUUGGAGCAGCUGAGGCUAAGCCAGAACCAGAUCUCCAGGAUCCCGCCCGGGGUCUUCAGCAAGCUGGAGAACCUGCUGCUGCUGGACCUGCAGCACAACAAGCUGAGUGACGGCGUCUUCAAGCCCGACACCUUUCAGGGCCUCAAGAACCUCAUGCAGCUCAACCUGGCCCACAACACCUUGAGGAAGAUGCCCCCUAAGGUUCCCUCCGCCAUCCACCAGCUCUACCUGGACAGCAACAGAAUCGAGGCCAUCCCCAGUGGGUACUUCAAGGGCUUCCCCAACCUGGCCUUCAUCCGCCUCAACUACAACCAGCUCUCGGACCGGGGCCUCCCCAAGAACUCGUUCAACAUCUCCAACCUGCUGGUGCUGCACCUGUCUCACAACAGGAUCAGCAGCGUGCCCGCCAUCAGCAGCAGGCUGGAGCACCUGUACCUCAACAACAACAGCAUCGAGAAAAUCAAUGGGACCCAAAUUUGCCCCAACAAUAUAGUUGCCUUCCAUGACUUCUCCUCGGAUCUGGAGCACGUGCCGCACCUCCGCUACCUGCGGCUGGAUGGGAACUACCUGAAGCCGCCCAUCCCGCUGGACCUCAUGAUGUGCUUCCGCCUGCUGCAGUCCGUGGUCAUCUAGGCCCUUCUGUGCCCCUGGAGCUCCUCCGGCCGCGCUGAACGUGGAGGCCCAGGCGCCCGUGCCCACAGCUUGUUUGCUCUGUCUCCUUUUCUUGCUCCCAGCUCUGCCCUUCUUAUCCCACCUUCCCGAGUCAGGGACAAGCCACAUACUCUGCUGCCCCUGCAGCUUCUAGAACAAGAUUUCCAAAGGCUUGAUUUGGUCCACCCAGUUCAAAGACACCUGCUGUGCACCCCAACUUCUGGUCCCAGAAGCACAGGUGUAUGUCUAAAGACAUCCCACUCUCUUCCUCCCUCAUCACUCCUGGGUUAGCCCGGGCCAUGGAUGGAAAUCUGGUUCUCGUCCUGGCCAAAGCAAGCAGAGCAUGGUCAGGGGCAGCCUAGACGUGAAGUUUGGAAAGUCCUGCUGGAAACUCCUCUAUUGUGGGCAGCUCUGACCCAAACAGACUGAGGAACUCAGGUCUCCUGGGUCAAGGAUCCCAUCUUCCAAAACUGCUGCUGCCCUGCCCCAUUCACAGGCACCAGACAGGCACCUGCCCUCUGCCAGCCUGGGUUCUGGAAAGGAGAUGCAAGGGAACGGCUGAAGAAGGAUGCAGGCUCAGAGAUGGGCACAGGGACCUGCUGCUCCUUCAUAGGGUGAGAGGGGCCCUUCUCGGCACACAGCCUCCUGGCUGAGCCUCUGUGCCAACAGUUAGAGCAGGGAGGAGCAUUCCAGGAGGAGAGUGGCACAAAAACCCAGGGACCAGCCAGUGGGAGAGGCUGGGAGUCAGAACCCACGAUGGCCCGUGUGGGUGCGGAUGGCCCCUUGGCCGCUGGACAAGAGGCCCAAUGCCUGAGGAGCAGCACGGAGAGGGUACAGAGCCAGCAACACCGCCCUGCCCUGCCGUGGGCUCUCUGCUUCUCCGUUGCUGGGGAGCGGCUCCUGAGGAACUGCUCAGAGAAGGGGUGGGGAGCCGGAAAUCUCCCAGAGCCCUCUUCUGCUUGUGCAGCGGCCUCCCCUCUCAGCCAGGCACAGCAGUGACAUCUGGUGGCUGAUACUGCCCACAGCUGGUCCUGUGUCAUCUUUCGGGGUGAUUUGCCAAGGUCAGGAGUUGGCCUCUAGUUCCCACUUGAAAAGCUGUGGGCGACACGUGUGGUCUCUGUCCUCUGGGCUCUAUAGGGCACUCGGGUAUAGAGGCACCAAGAUAGGGGACCUGGUUCCCAUAUGAGUGAACCCAAGAGGGAAGCUUCAGGAACCCAGAAGAGGAUAUGGCUUGUUCCCCUCUGCCCUCUCACCUUGCGGGUCC